GUACACCCCCAGGGAGGGACAAGACUGGGGCCUCCCCUAUGUGGGCGGGGCUGGGCCUGGCCAGAGCUGGCUGGGAUCUCCCUCUGCCUGUGGCUGCAGGGACCAUCCAGUUGGGUGGUGAAGGGGCACGUGGCAGCCUCUGGCGCCAGCAGCCGUUGCGUUGGGCACAGUUGGAAGGAGGAGAGAGACUUUUGCCCAGAGCUGACCAGGGCACCACUUCUGGGGGCUCCUGGAAGACUGUGGACCUUCAAGCACUGAAGCUCCCUGCUGUGCUGAGGCCCGGAGCCCCCAUGGCUUCACUGAGCCGAGCCCUGCGUGUGGCUGCUGCCCGCCCUCGCCAGAGCCCUACCCGGGGCCUGGGGCCAUGCAACCUGUCCAGCACAUCUGGCCCCACAGCCGAGAAGAGUGUGCCACAUCAGCGGACCCUGAAGGAGGGACAAAGCACCUCGGUGGUGGCCCAAGGUCCGAGCCGACCCCUGCCCAGCACAGCCAACGUGGUGGUCAUUGGUGGAGGCAGCUUGGGCUGCCAGACUCUGUACCACCUGGCCAAGCUGGGCAUGAGUGGGGCGGUGCUGCUGGAGCGGGAGCGGCUGACCUCCGGGACCACCUGGCACACGGCAGGCUUGCUGUGGCAGCUGCGGCCCAGUGACGUGGAGGUGGAGCUUCUGGCCCACACUCGGCGUGUGGUGAGCCGGGAGCUGGAGGAGGAGACGGGACUACACACGGGCUGGAUCCAGAAUGGGGGCCUCUUCAUCGCGUCCAACCGGCAGCGCCUGGAUGAGUACAAGAGGCUCAUGUCGCUGGGCAAGGCAUAUGGUGUGGAAUCCCACGUGCUGAGCCCGGCAGAGACCAAGACUCUGUACCCACUGAUGAAUGUGGACGACCUCUAUGGAACCCUGUAUGUGCCCCACGACGGUACCAUGGACCCUGCUGGCACCUGUAGCACCCUCGCCAGGGCAGCCUCUGCCCGAGGAGCACAGGUCAUUGAGAACUGCCCCGUGACUGGCAUUCGUGUGUGGACAGAUGAUUUUGGGGUGCGGCGGGUCGCAGGUGUGGAGACUCAACACGGUUCCAUCCAGACGCCCUGCGUGGUCAACUGUGCAGGAGUGUGGGCAAGUGCUGUGGGCCGGAUGGCUGGAGUCAAGGUCCCACUGGUGGCCAUGCACCAUGCCUAUGUCGUCACCGAGCGCAUCGAGGGGAUUCAGAACAUGCCCAACGUCCGUGAUCACGAUGCCUCUGUCUACCUCCGCCUCCAAGGGGAUGCCUUGUCUGUGGGUGGCUAUGAGGCCAACCCCAUCUUUUGGGAGGAGGUGUCAGACAAGUUUGCCUUCGGCCUCUUUGACCUGGACUGGGAGGUGUUCACCCAGCACAUUGCAGGUGCCAUCAACCGGGUCCCCGUGCUGGAGAAGACAGGAAUCAAGUCCACGGUCUGUGGCCCUGAAUCCUUCACGCCCGACCACAAGCCCCUGAUGGGGGAGGCACCUGAGCUCCGAGGGUUCUUCCUGGGCUGCGGCUUCAACAGCGCAGGAAUGAUGCUGGGUGGUGGCUGUGGACAGGAGCUGGCCCACUGGAUCAUCCAUGGGCGCCCGGAGAAGGAUAUGCAUGGCUAUGACAUCAGGCGCUUCCAUCACUCGCUCACGGACCACCCCCGCUGGAUCCGAGAGCGAAGCCAUGAGUCCUACGCCAAGAACUACUCUGUUGUCUUCCCCCACGAUGAGCCGCUGGCCGGGCGCAACAUGAGGAGAGACCCGCUGCACGAGGAACUCCUCGGACAAGGCUGCGUGUUCCAGGAGCGGCAUGGCUGGGAGCGACCGGGAUGGUUUCAUCCCCAAGGCCCAGCUCCGGUCCUCGAGUACGACUACUACGGGGCUUACGGAAGCCGCACGCACGAGGACUACGCCUACCGCAGGCUGCUGGCGGAGGAGUACACCUUCGACUUCCCGCCCCACCACGAGACGAUCAAGAAGGAGUGUCUGGCCUGCAGAGGGGCUGCCGCUGUAUUUGACAUGUCCUACUUUGGGAAGUUCUACCUGGUGGGACUGGAUGCAAGGAAGGCUGCCGACUGGCUGUUCUCCGCAGAUGUCAGCCGACCUCCAGGCUCCACCGUGUACACUUGCAUGCUCAACCACCGUGGGGGCACCGAGAGUGACCUGACUGUCAGCCGCCUGGCACCCAGCCACCAGGCCUCCCCGCUGGCCCCCGCCUUUGAAGGGGACGGUUACUACCUGGCCGUGGGCGGGGCCGUGGCCCAGCACAACUGGUCCCACAUCACCACCGUGCUGCAGGACCAGAAGUUCCAGUGCCAGCUCAUCGACAGCUCCGAGGACCUGGGCAUGGUCAGCAUCCAGGGCCCAGCCAGCCGGGCCAUUCUGCAGGAGGUGCUGGACGCAGACCUGAGCAACGAGGCCUUCCCGUUCUCCACCCACAAGCUGCUAAGAGCCGCCGGGCACCUGGUCCGGGCCAUGCGGCUGUCCUUCGUGGGGGAGCUGGGCUGGGAGCUGCACAUUCCAAAGGUGUCCUGCAUACCUGUGUACCGGGCUGUGAUGGCCGCAGGUGCCAAGCACGGCCUCGUCAAUGCAGGGUACCGCGCCAUUGACUCCCUGAGCACUGAGAAGGGCUACCGGCACUGGCAUGCAGACCUGCGGUCGGACGACAGCCCCCUGGAGGCAGGCCUGGCCUUCACCUGCAAGCUCAAGUCACCGGUGCCCUUCCUGGGGAGGGAGGCCCUGGAGCAGCAGCGGGCCGCAGGCCUCCGCCGGCGCCUGGUGUGCUUCACCGUGGAGGACAAAGUACCCAUGUUUGGCCUGGAGGCCAUCUGGAGGAACGGCCAAGUGGUGGGCCAUGUCCGGAGGGCCGACUUUGGGUUCGCCAUCGACAAGACCAUCGCCUACGGUUACAUCCAUGACCCCAGUGGUGGGCCGGUCUCGCUGGACUUUGUGAAGAGCGGGGACUAUGCCCUGGAGAGAAUGGGGGUGACCUACGGUGCCCGGGCCCACCUGAAGUCUCCCUUCGACCCCGACAACAAGAGGGUGAAGGGAACAUACUGAGGGCACAGACCCCAUGCCCCAUCACAUGCUGUCCGUCCAUUCUCACAGGUCCCAAAUGGCCCUGGAUCCCAGGACCCUGGACCCGGCCAGAACUUGGGCCCUCCCUGUCCUUAGUCUAGGCCUAGUCCUGCUAAAACCCCCAAACCAGAUACGGACAGAGACCAAGAUGGCCCAUUGUGUGGUCACUGACCAGAAGGCGGUCUCUAAUCCGCCCCAAUCCUCCCAGAAAACAAGCCUGUAAGUGUCUUGGGCUCAGGGACCAUGGCUUGUAGUCAUCUCCAAGCUUCUAGAAGGUGCUUAGUAAAUACUUGAUAAGCCCCACGUGAAUACAGGGAAGCAAAUAGGCUUCGUCUUUUACCCCAAGCUUGACCGAUCGGUGGUGGGCUUCCCUGGGGCACUUGGCUGAAGAGCAUGAGGCUGUGUCUGGGUCAGGAAAGAGCGGUGAUCGGCUGGCACUGUCUGCCACAGUGCACAUGGAGGCCUGGGACCAAGGCCAUUCUGCAGGAUGGUGCCUCUCAGAUCUCAGGCUGCAUCAAAUGCCAAGUUUUCAACCCCAUCAGACGUCCGCCCCAGACUAUUCUCGGGAAGCCAGUAUUAGCCUGCCCUUCCCUUGGUGCUGAGGACAUUUGACUUAGCAAUUAAUCCAGCUGCCAGAUGCCUCCAGGAAGCAUCUUCCUGGAUCUCCAGGCUGCGGCACCGUAUGCGACUAACUCCGCAUAGACCCUGGGCUCCUGACUGCAGCCCACUGGGCUCGGGAUAAAUUAGAUGCCUUCGAAUGCCAGUGGGUCUCAGACAAGAAGAAAAAAACCAGCUCGCAGAUUCAGACUGGUUCGUUUCUCACCUUCCCCUCCCCGGCGCUUUAUUUAAAGGUGCAGGGGGCAGGUUAGCGCGCCCUGCUCACACCACCGGCAUUUGGCACCAGUGUGGAGGUGUCAUCCGGAAAGGGUGGCUGCCCUCCCUUCCUGGCCUCUCUCUCUCCCCUCUCUCUGCUGGCUGGCUGUCUAGGCCUGUGUGUCACCACCUGGCACUUGCUCUCAUUAUCUUGUGCAAGUGCUUUUGCCAGCAGUUUGGAGUGCAGGCCCAUCACCCCUCACUGGGAUCCCCCAUGAGGCCUGCCCGACUGCGUGCCCCACCCACGCCCGUGGCAGCGCACCGGGAAGCGGACAGCUGAGGACUUGUUGCAGUGCAUGGAGAUGGGCGCGAAGUCGUACAGGGCCUUCAGUACGUCGCGGUUGAAGGAGUUCCAGGGAACAGAGGCGAACUGCUGAGACACGGACGCCUGAGGACAGGAUCCCAAAGCCGCCCUGCAAGUUGGAGAAGACCCGUCAGCCCCGGGCCGUGCCACGCAGACGUUGCCGUCCAGCAGCUUUCGCCCCAUCCACGUGUUCACUGCGUCCACUUGUCUGUUCACUGCACCAUGCCAGGCAUGCUCUGGGGAACUAAGUCCCUGCCCUCACAGAAUUGCCACCACUGGCAGGAGAAACAGGCAGCGAGUGAGUUAACCAGGACAUUCCUCUCAGGUGCCGAUGAUGCUGUGAAGAAAAAUGAAACGGGACAAGCAGAUGGGGUGUUACUGUGCCCAUUUUAUGGGUACAGAAGCUGAGUCUCAGAGCAGGCAAGGGGAUGCCCCAUGGUGGCCACAGCAUUGGUGGCACAGCCUGAGUGGACCCAGCCUCCCAGCCAUUGUCUGGAAGCUGUCCCCAUGACCUCCAGCGGGAGCCUGGAGCCAAGCACUGCAAGGGAGGCCCUUUCCACUGCAGCCCCACGCCGUCCACCAGUCAUUUCUCGAAUGCGGCUCUGAGGGGAGCAGGGACUCUAGAAGACAGGACCGUGACUAGAGGUCGCAACAACCUCCAGCCUCUCAGGGCAACCCUACGGCCUGCCAUCGCAUGGGAGAGGCAGGGCAGGCACGCUCUGAGUCCCCACUGCCAACUUUAAGCCCCUAGCUGGGUUGCUGCUCUUGGAGCUGGUGACUGUGGAGCCUCAGCCAUGGGAGGAAGAAGAACGCCGGCAGCUUGGAGGAGCUGGGGCUGGAGAGAGCAAAGCUCCCCCGGCAGCAGCUCAGAUCCCAGCAGGUCAGGGGCCAGGACAUGACGCCCUGGCCACCCUUGCUCGUCCAGGCUCCCCGCUGUUUGUGAAGCUGCUGUGGGCCUGGGGAUUUCAUCUGGCUAGUGGGGAAGAAAGGCAAUCGUCGCUCUAUGGCAGAACAAAGGGACUGGGAAAAGCUCAGUGUGGUGCUUACACCAGCUGCCACCCCCUCCUCCCAUGCAAAGAGCAUGGGGCAGUUCUGCCCAGAGACCAAACCUGGCGCCUGUUGGCCAGGACGGGGCUUUGCCAGCAUUGUUCUCUGGGCCGGAAGCCGGAAUCCUCCUUUCCCAGCUUUUCUCAUCCAUCCCGCCCGCGUCAGAUGGGGCAGAUAGGCCUCCUGUGUGAGUUCCCGUCCCUCCCCACCCUCCGCCGCCGCAGACAUCAAAAGGGAACUGAGUCCGACCCUGUGCAGGAUCUGUUCUCCUCUUUCACCUGGGGAAGGAAAUCGAAUUUCAAAGGCCGCUGUCUCUUGGAUCAGCAGGUGAGGAGCUGUCAGAGCAUGAGAAGCUCAGAUCCACCUGGGAAGCUGCCCUCCCCUUUGAUCCCGCCUGGUGCUGUGAUGUAGCCACCGCCAAGAGGAGGGCAUGGGCCAGGGACGCCACAGAACUGCCCGCUGGGACACUGGUACCGAGGGCCUCGACCUCAAGAACGGGCAUCUGAGAUGUCAGUGGUGCUCACCAGGGCUGGCAGCCCUAAAUGCCCGGGGACGUGGCAUCGGUUCUGCCGCCAUGAAGCCAGGUUGGGCAGGGAAUAUGCAGUCUCCUGGCUGGAUACCCAGCAAGACCCUCCCGUCCCUGACCCUGGCGCUGUGCCUGCAGAAUGGGGCGAUGCUGGGGUCCUGCCUGGGGUGCUCCACUUGCAGAGCCCUGUGUCUGCGAGCUCACUCAGUCACUGCACAGGUGCUCAGCCAAGAGGUGGCACAGUUGGGGUUAGCACCUGCCCCCAUACCAGCCCUGCCUCCUGUUCGCUGUGUGGCCUGAGUGGCUGGACCUCACAGUGUCUCCUGGUGGGAUCUGCUCAGAGGUCUCAGCAAGGCUUGGUGUGGUUAGGAUGAGUUAUUAGAGCAGUGCUGAGCUGUGGCCAGCGCCUGACAUCAGCCACUGCCGUGAUAUACUGAGCACCUCCUCUAGAGAGAAUAAAGGACUGGCAAAGCUCUCCCACCCCCCAACCCUGAAUCUGUGAUCAGGGACCUAGGGCAAUUGUCACCUGAAAUCCAAGGGAGACAGGAAGGGUGUGGUAAGAACCGUGAGGCACAAGGCCCUGGGUCAAAUCCCAGCUCAGCCAUCUAUCAGCUGUGUGACUUUGGUCAAGUGCCUGCCCUCUCUGAGCCUUUAUGUCUCACCUGUGAAAAUACAAACACUGGCUGGGUGCUGUGACUCAUGCCUGUAAUCCCAGCAUGAGGGAUUACAUGAGGAGCUCAAGACCAGCCUGGCCAACAGGGUGAAACCCCGUCUCUACUAAAAAUACAAAAAUUAGCUGGGUGUGGUGGUGCGCGCCUAUAAUCCCAGCUACUUGGGAGGCUGAGGCAGAGAAUCACUUGAACCUGGGAGGCGGAGGUUGCAGUGAGCUGAGAUCGCACCACUGCAUGCCAGCCUGGGCAACAGAGCGAGACUCCGUCUCAAAAUAUAUAUA
Molecule: messenger RNA, 6767 nt
Organism: Cercocebus atys (sooty mangabey)
Lineage: Eukaryota; Metazoa; Chordata; Mammalia; Primates; Cercopithecidae
Gene: SARDH
Product: sarcosine dehydrogenase
Exons: 26
Coding region: 39-3047 (1002 amino acids)
Cellular component (GO): cytoplasm; mitochondrial matrix; mitochondrion
Molecular function (GO): sarcosine dehydrogenase activity; protein binding
Source: RefSeq, a predicted model, not a curated record